Molecule: messenger RNA, 6222 nt
Organism: Microcebus murinus (gray mouse lemur)
Lineage: Eukaryota; Metazoa; Chordata; Mammalia; Primates; Cheirogaleidae
Source: RefSeq, a predicted model, not a curated record
GCAAGAAAGACAGUCUGAGUAAGUGCUUCUGUCUGGCGAUGGAAUCCUGUGUGGUAGAAACAGAAACAGCGGCGGAGCCAGAGCAGGCAGGCGGGGUCCUCAGUCACGACCUGUGCGAGUGAGAGAGCCGAGGGUCCUGGACCCGCCGCCACUCUCCGAUGGCUCCUCGGGAAUUAGGGAAAUCCUCCCUGAGGGUGAUUCUUGGUGAAUAUUCCCUCUGAUAAUUAUGCAAGAUUUAGGUGUUUAAGGAAUGCAGCAAUAAAUAUAUGUUAUUCAUAGAACUUUACAUACACUAUAGUCCAAAUUCACUGUCUUAUUAGCCAUGUAGUUAAAAUGCCUUCAUGGUUGUAGAACAAUAAAGAGGAUCAUGACAAUGUGAGAAUAACUUCGGCAGGUGCAAAACCCUUGUGUCUGAACCCAUGUCUGUGAUAAGAAAUGUGUUUUGGAUUGCGUAACUGUGUGCAUACUGCGCGCACAGGGAAGGCAGUGCCUGCGCUCCGUGUCGCCGCCCAGCUGUGCAGCGCGGGGCCCGCCCCUCCUUGAGGUCCGAGAAGCGGCAGUUGAGGAAACGGACUUUAUUAUUAUUCACUGUCACAGACGACAGUGUUCAGGGUCAAAAGCAGCCCGAGUCAUUUUCCUAAAGAUAUUCUACAUGACUCUUUUAGUACACUGUGAUUUUAUUACAGUUGCAACUCUUAACAUGAGGUGUACCCACCUCACAAAAUGUGAAGCGCGGAUCUGGCAUGGCUCGCUGCAGGCACCAUGUUGCACAGCAGGGACUGGGAGGCUCGCAUGCUGCUCACCUCGGACUUUGUGCCCAUUAACACGCAACCCCCAUUGCCCCUCCCCGCUUCCAGCAGCCUCCGUCCCAGUCUCUGCACCAGGAGCUCGAUUAUUUGGGUGACACAGAGGAGCAGGAUCGUGGAGGUUUGUCCUGUGACUGCUUUGCCUCACUUAGCAGCUCUUGCAGGAUUUCCUCCUUUUCUCAGGCUGGGUAGUAUUGCACAGUGUGUUCACACCACACUGUCUUCAUCCUCUCAUCCUUCAGUGGACACUUUGGCUGUUUUCACAUCUUGGUUUUUCUGAACACUCUGCAAUGAAUGUGGGAGUUCUAACAUGUCUUUGACAAACCGAUUUUAUUUUCUUGCAUAAAUGCUCAGAAAUACGACUGUCGGGUCAGAUGGUAGUUUUUCAUUUAAAUUUUUGAAGAACAUCCACACUGUUUUACAUGUAGGCUGCACCAGUUUGAGUUCCCACCAACAGUGUGCAAGGGAUGCAAUUUCUGCACGCCCUCCCCACGCGCCCGUGUCUGCUUGUGGCCAGGGCCCACUCUGACAGCGGUGUGGUGAUGCCUCGUGGUGGUUUGGACUCCUAUUUCCUAUGUGGUGAGUGGCACUAAGCAUAUUACUUUAUACCUCACAGUUAUCUGUAUUGCUUCUUUGGAGAAAUGUCUAUUCACGUCUUCAGCCCAUAUUUUAAUUGAGCUAGUAGUUUCUUGUUUUGCAGGGUUUUUUCUAUUGAGAUGUAGAAAUUAAUUUCACUGCAAGUUCAACAUCUAUGAUGCUUAAGAUUUUAUUUUCUGCAGAUUUCAUUUUACAUAUGUCUCUUGUAUUUCCAUUUGUUUCACAAAGAUGGCUUCACUAUUAAUGGUUUCACUUAACUAGUACUUUAACAUAUUGAUGACUGACUAAUCAGAAAUUACUAAUAAUUCAGUUUCUAUCCUAAGCUAUUUUGUUACAUGUUAACAGUGCUCAUGCCUCACUGUUUAAGGACACAGAAAUAAUGCUCAAUAAUUUCUAUCAUACGCACCAUGGUGUUUUUCUUCCUAUUGUGUCAGCGGAUGAAUCUUUCUACCACCACGAUACUAUCGAGCCAAUCUUGCUCAGGAAAUGCGAUCUGCAAAUGUUACAGAUUCCGUUAGGACUGUGCUGUGGUUAGUGCAUCUACAUACACAUCAUUAGGAUCUGGAAGGCUUUGUUCGUAGUGGAUAUUGACCUAUAUAGCAAAUAGGCACACAUAAAUGAGAAUCUGUUUUGCUCAACAUUGUAAAAUAAAACACAAAUGAUGUAAAUUGAACUACCGGCAUGCAAAAGUGGAUGGGAUGGUACAUGAACAAAGCUGAUAUAGGUUUGGAUUAUAUGGAAACAGAGCUGGCGUGGCUUGUGAGCACAGCACAGUCAUCAGAAUACUGUCCCUGCAGCCGUCCCAGCCAGGGUAAAGGCUCCACCGUGACUCUGGGCCGUUUGUGAUGUUAGAUCAUUUACGGGCCCCGUACGUAAGUUUUACUUGUCCUUUUAGAACAGUAAUGCCCGUGACAAUAUCACGCGCUUCUGAAAUGAGAGAACACGCUACAUGUGAGGCACUGUAGCAAUGAACAAUGCAUAUGGCACAUGCCAUUCAAAGACUUAUGUUGAACUGCAAGAGAUCUCUUCAGGACAGAAUCUUUAAAUACACAGUUCUCAUUUCAGUGCGUAUGGACAAUACACCCACAUCUCUCGCUCCCUUGCAGGACGUUCUCAUCUCCACGUGGGUGUCAGCCUGGGACCUGGCAGAACGGCUCCCGGGACUUGGCAGUAACAACGUUCUACUCCUCUCAGAAUGCACUAGGAAACCUAGGGAAUGUCUCCCUUUUCCCCAUCACUCCUUCUUUUACUUAACUGGGUGCCGCCUGAGGACCGCAGACCAGACUGUCAAGCACUGAAUGCAGAGCAAGCCCUGGCUCAUUCUUCCUAAAGAGUCGGCAGGGCAUGACCACAGACGCCACCUGCGUUCUAGUGUCUGAAGCCGUAGUGGUGAGCAGAAGGAACGCCGGGGAUGUGGAACUUAAGAUAAAUUCUCUCAACCCCACUGGAGCUUCCAUUUACCUCUACUGGACCCUGUAUAUGCUGAUAAAUAUAACUUUUCUUGGUUUUGAUUUAAAACCUGAGGAGCAAAAUCAUCAUGCACACACACAAAACACACAGAGAGAUCUAGAAUACUGCUGGGAUGAGUUUUAUGACAAAAUCAAAGAGUCAAUGUAUACAAUAUUGCUACCAUUUCCUGAUGUUUCUUGUUGGAGCUCAGGGUCUGUGCCUGUGGCUACUUAAGUUUCUUCACGUGCAGACACAAGUGGCAGUUCUAAUUCAUAAGCAACAUUUUCCACAGAUGCUUCUGUUACUUCUGUCAAUCAUAUGUAUGUUCUUAAAAUGAAAUGCUCCUCACAGACUAUAAGCCACAACUCGCUGAAAUUUCACCAGCGGACAAAACUCUUCAUGCAGCACAUAGAUCAGGCAACUGAAUGUUGUCAGGACCCCCAGAAGCCUCCUUCUGCCCCUCUAAGUCACUGCCCCAAAGACUAAUUAGUUCUCUUCGGAAUAUUUGUAGAAGUGGAACUGUUGGGACAUAGGUUUACAUCUACUGUAAUAUUUAAGAGAUUACAUAACUUUUGUCUCUUUAGCAUCUUAUAUAAAUGAGAUCAGCAGGAAUUCCUACAUAUUUCUCUCUUGUAUGCAACUGAUAAGGGUUACUUCCUGAACAUAUGUCUAUUAUUAUAUAUCACUGAUGGUCUUCAUUAGCAUUGCUCUAUAGGAUGCAAUUACCCAAAUAGGAGACAGUCAACUGAGUCAUUCUAGUGCUAAUGGGCAUGUGGGUGGUUUGGGUUUUAUUCUAUUCUAAGUAAGAAUAGUGCCACUACAUAAAGUGUACAGCUUGUCUCUUGUUGACAACAUGUCGGAAUGUAUGUUGGGUAAACUCAUAGAAGGGAAAUUAUUGGAACAUUCUUUGGCAUCUGGUAAACUUAUGCGGACACUGCCAAACAGUGUUUAAAAUCUGUUUACCCUUUUCAACACCCAGCAGCAGGGUGGAGCUCGUGGUUUGUUCGUGUCCUUGCGAACCUCGAUGUUUCUUGUCGUUUUUGUUUUAGCUUUCUGCUUGUUGUAGCUUUCUGCUACAGUUCCUGGUAGCAGUUUGACAUACAUUUUCCUGAUUACUGAAGACAUUGGGUACUUUUCACGUAUUCAUUAUCCAUGGAAGAACUUCUUUCUUGAUCUUUCAACCGGGACAUUUUGCCUGUUUUGCAUUCACUUGCAUGGUGUGUAGCGUUCUCUGGAGGGGUACAGAGAGCGCUCAUCUGCCUUUGUCUCUCACUCUCUCUGCUGGGCUUUCUCUCGCCCUCUCUGUUUCUCUCUCUUUUACUCUUUCUUUCUAUAUAUGAAAGUGUGUCUUUUUGGAUACGAUUAUUAUUUCAUUCAUAUGUUCAACAUCUUUCUUUUUUGCCGGAAACAUGUUCUUAUUCUUAGACCACAGAAAUAUAUAUAUUUUUCCUCUAAAAGUUUAAUUAUUUAUCUUUAAUAUCUAUUUCAGUGAUACACUCAGAAUUAAUGUGCUUUAUGUUGUGUGUCAUGACUGAAGCUUUUCUUUUUUCCCACAUAUCUAGAAAAACCUUCAGGGCAUAAGAACAUGUUGUGCUGUGGCAUCUUUCCGUUUGCUGUCACGGGCCAUCGCUUCCCCAGGUCACCACCUCAUUCCUAGAGGCGACUGUCCAUGAAAUAUAUUGGAAACUCCUUUUAUCUCCUUCUGCCCCUUAAAGAUUCUGGCAAUCCCACCGGAACACACCACCAAAGUCAUUCUUGGUCUCAAAACUCUACAAUGAGCCUUUCUGAUCGGAGGAAGGUUUGUUGCUACAAUUUGAAGGAGAACGUCCUGAAUGAGGGAAUAGCAUGCAGGGACUUGGCGAUAGGAAUGAUGUUCCUGUCCCUGACUACGGUUGGAAUCCUGGGCAAUUCCUCUCUUCUUUACCAUUAUCUCUUCCUCUCCUACACUGGACGCAGGCUGAGGAGCACAGACUUGAUUCUCACGCACCUGACUAUAGCCAACUCCUUGGUGCUUCUCACUAAAGCAGUUCCCCAGACAAUAGUAGCAUUUGGGUGGAAACAUUUUGUUAAUGAUUUUAAAUGUGACCUUCUUCAGUACGUCCAGAGAGUGGGCAGGGGAGUGUCCAUUGGCACCACCUGUCUCUUGAGUGUCUUCCAGGCCGUCACUAUCAGCCCCAGGAACUCCAGGUGGAAGGAUCUUAAGGUAAAAGGUCCAAAGUAUAUUCGUGUCUCUAUUUGCUUUUGUUGGAUCCUACACUUGAUUGUAAAUGUUUUUUUUCCUGUGUAUGGGUUGUAUGGUUCAGGAAAAUGGGGCAGCAAAAACAUCUCAAAGAAAAGAGAUUUGGGACACUGUUUUGUUGCAGAGGAUCAGAAAAUCAGUGUUUCAGUCUAUGCAGCAUUAAUAGCGUUCCCGGAAGUUUCAUUUUCUGUGGGCAUAAUCUGGGCCAGCGCUUCUAUGAUUUUCAUCCUGUACAGGCACAAGCAGCGGGUCCAGCACAUUCGCAGAAGCAAUGUCUCCCCCAGAGUCUGCCCUGAGUCUAGAGCCGCCAAGAGCAUCCUCGUCCUGGCCAGCACCUUUCUGUCCUUCCACACACUCUCCUCCCUCUUUCACGCUUCUAUUGCUCUUUUUAAUGAUCUCAGCUUAUGGUUGGUGAAGAUUGCAGUGCUAAUUUCUGUGUGUUUUCCAAGUGUCUGCCCCUUUUUGGUGGUGACCCGUGAUCACACUCAAUCCAGGCUUUGCUUUAUCUGAGUAAAAAAAUAAGAAAUACUCAAACAUUAUCAGAAAUGUUUAAGUCCAUGCUUUUUCACCAUGACCAGUUGUUUUUUCACUCAUCACCCUUAAAAUGACUAUGCAAAAACAUGGUCAGACACCAUGGUUUACACCUGUAAUCCAAGGUAAGACUCAGGAGGGUCAUUUGAGGUCAGGAGUUUGAGAGCAGCCUGAGUAAGCGCAAGACCCUGAGUCUAAAAUCAAUCAAUCAAUCAAUAAAGUCCAUAAUAGAAAGAAAACUUACAGAGGAGCCUCAUGUCUACUGAGGCUGACCCUAAUGGCUAAAAGGUUUCCUCCUUGCUCGAGUGGAGCACCCACGUGGCACAGUGGGCAUCAGUAAGCAGGAUGGCUGAACUGGGACGCGCAGCAUUCUGUACACAGUUAACUCAGCCAGAAACUGAGUGUUUUCGGUUCCAUCUCCUAAACCUGAAAACUCUGAGUGAUUUUCUAAGUGGUGAACUAUGCAACAAUACAUUCCUGCCACACAAAGAUCAAGUUGUUUGAAAAGCUCAACUCGAAAGAAAAGUGAGAGGUAUAUACAUACAUAAUGAGUGAGAUGUGCACCAUCUGGGGGAUGGUCAUGCUGGAGACUCAGACUUG